CCAAAACCUCGCGCUGGCUAAACCCUAGCGUAUCUGUAUCUUUUCUGCAUAAGUCGUCUUCUUCUUCCUCCGUCGUUCCCCCUUCCCGAGUUGAGCUGCGUCGACUCACCAAACUCAGAAAAUGGCGGACACAGUGCAGUACCGCUUGGAGCGCAUGGUCGAGGAGCUCGAUGACCUAGAGCGUCGAGGACUGUUCACCCGCCGGGAGAUAGCGGAGAUUGUCAAGCAGAGACGGAAGUUCGAGUACAGAUUGAAGCGGCCCAGUCCUCUAAAGCAGGACUAUUUGACCUACAUAGAUUACGAGACCCAGCUCGACACGCUUCGCCGCCUUCGCAAGAGAUCCGUGGCCCGGGAUCUCGAUAAGAAGAAGGAUAACAAGAGGACGAAGCUCUCGGUCUCUGACUUCGCCGGAGUGUCGAGGAUUGUCGAGAUUUAUCGGCUCGCCGUGUUGAGAUACAAGGGGGAUGUCGACCUCUGGCUUCGUUAUUUGGAGUUCUGUAGGGAGCGGAGUAAUGGGAGAAUGAAGAAGGUCCUAGCUCAACUAAUUAGGUUUCAUCCAAAGGUUCCAGGAGUUUGGAUUUACGCCGCAGCAUGGGAAUUUGACCAUAAUUUGAAUGUUGCAGCAGCUCGUGCCCUUAUGCAAAGUGGUUUGAGGGUGUGCCCGACUUCAGACGAUCUCUGGGUAGAGUACCUCCGGAUGGAGCUCACAUACCUCAACAAGCUGAAAUCAAGAAAGGUUGCUCUUGGAGAGGGCAGGGGAAGUCUGGUUCGUGAAGAUGGAGAUGCUGGUGAAAAAGAGUGGAGAGAGGAUAACCAAGAUUUAUUCUUGUCACUUCAUGAGGAAAGGAAAAAUGUUGAUGGAUCAAACACUGACAAUGAGGAGUCCGAGGAUAAAGUAGAUAUAUUUAAAGAGCAAGGUCAGAACAUUCUCCAGGCAGUUUAUAGUGGUGCAGUGGAAGCCUUGCCUUCAAGUUUUAGCCUUAGAGAGCGGUUCCUCGAGAUAUUGGAAGCCACAGACUUGGCAUAUUCAGAAGACAUGCGUGAAAGGAUCCUAAGUGAUAUGAAAAGAGACUUUUCAAAGGAUCCCAAAUACUGGGAAUGGCUUGCUAGACUUGAACUGAGACAUUCUCAAAGUAGCCAGGGAAUAAGUGAUGAUCUCAUGCUGGAACAAUUACAGAAGGCAGUGAAGAUCUAUGAAGAGGCUUUAGAAGUUGUGCCUUCUUCUGUUAUGUUUGACCUGUACACAAAAUUUUUGAUGGAUGUUGUCGUCCCCAAAGAUGGAAAUACCCAGUUGUGUGUUUGUACAGAAGAUUGGAUUUCACGUCUUUUAACGGCAUAUGAGAAGGCCGAGCUAGUAGGGUGCAUGUCAGAGGAUCUAGCUUGCAGAUAUGCUUCAUUGUAUUUGCAAUUGGGAAGAUUUGAUGAAGCCCGAAAAUUGGCAAGAGACCUUUGCAGUGGAGAUCUUGCAAAUUCAUCUAAGUUAUGGCUCUUAAGGGCCUCCAUGGAAAUUAGACAUUUCACAAGGGAUGCUCUUUCGCAAAGUAAGGCCAGCUUGGAUUCCAUUUUUGGUUUAAUUAGAGACGCGCUGGCUAAAGUGCCACUAUCAAAGUCGGAGGAACUUUGGCUCAUGGCACUCAAGUUCUUUGCUCUUGAAAGGGAUUACUCUGAUAAGCUGGUUGAGAUGUCUAUUACUGCUGUAGCUAAAAGUGCAGGCAGUGAUUAUAGAUUCUCACUCUCUUCUGCAGUAGUAAACUUUAUCCUUCACAAAGAUGGGCUCCAGGAUGCUAGAAAGAUAUAUGAGAGAUUUCUUGCCCUUCCUCAUCCAGACCUUUCUUUGUACAGAAAGUGCAUUGAAUUGGAACAGAACCUCGCCUCUCUUGGUGACAAGCAAUGCCUUGUAAAUGCUCGGAAGUUGUACGAUUCUGCACUCUCAACUUACGACCAGGACUUGAGUUUGUGGCAAGAUUACUAUUCGAUGGAAAUUAAGAUGGGAACGUCAGAGACUGCAAAUGCUGUACAUUGGCGAGCAAAGAAGACACUGAAAAACAAUGCUGCAGCUUUGAUAGCUUCUCCAGAUGUAUUAUGAUUUCUGCACUUCACACAUCAUGUUCCCUAAAAAUUUUGGCCUCCCAAACAUUUUUGUAUCCUUAGUUGAGCAAUGAAAUUUGAAGGCUCGUAACUUAAGUGAGCAAAGUUAUCUGAACUUGUACCGUUUUCUCUCUAUCCGUGUUUCGAAAACCUGCUAGGGUAAAGGGAAAAAGACAGUUGUUAUACGUUGAUUCUUUGAUGACAUUCUGAUUUGGCGCUUGGCAGCCAUUGUCGAUGGAUGAGUACAGUUACAGAACAGCUAAGUUCACUGAGAGGGGUCAUGUGUUUUUUCAUUGGGAUGCUGAUUUCUUGAAAGAUCAUGUGUUUCUCUAGGUUUUAGAUGAUGGAGAAGCGACUUUAGAUUAUGAAGAUGGAUGUAUAGGCUUACACCUAUAUGUUUCAACUUUCAGGU
Linum tenue is the source of this 2500-nucleotide messenger RNA. The record is from the annotation of a GenBank genome assembly. Lineage: Eukaryota; Viridiplantae; Streptophyta; Magnoliopsida; Malpighiales; Linaceae.